UUUUUUUUUUUUUUUUUUUCUGUUUGUGCUUCGCGCUUCUCUUGGCCCCGGACAAUUAUGCUCCGGGCAGACCUGUACUCAUAUCAAUCUCCAUCACUCUCCCAACUUGUAACAAAACCCUUUUCAUCUUUUCUCUCCUUCCUUUGGUUUCGGCGAAUGACUUGCCAACCGUCAUCAUCAAAAUAUAACCAAGUUUCCUUAACGAUAAGCUCGACUGUCUUGUGCGAUACAUGAUACUUCUAUC
Messenger RNA from Gamsiella multidivaricata, 244 nucleotides. RefSeq lists its product as uncharacterized. The record is from RefSeq and is a predicted model, not a curated record. The transcript has a single exon. Lineage: Eukaryota; Fungi; Mortierellomycota; Mortierellomycetes; Mortierellales; Mortierellaceae. The annotation marks the transcript as partial.